AUGAAGUUUAGUAUACUCAGUUUCCUCAUUUUAUUCAUAUCAUACGCGUUUGCUGCACCAGCACCAGUUGGUGAGAACAAUGAUCCUCCAAUAACACAUUAUGUUUAUUUUGAUAUAGCUCAUGGUGAUGAAUUCAUGGGUACUGUUAAAAUAGGUUUAUUUGGUUCUGUUGUUCCUAAAACUGUUGAUAAUUUCUUUAUAUUAGCAACGGAAAUGGGGGAAAAUAAUAGAGGUUUUAAUAAUACCAUAUUCCAUAGAAUUAUAAAUGAUUUUAUGGUUCAAGGUGGUGAUUUUGCUACAGGGAGAGGUUUUGGUGGUUGGUCUAUUUAUGGUGAAAGAUUUGAAGAUGAAAAUUUUGAAUUAAAACAUGAUAAGGUUGGUAGAUUAUCAAUGGCAAAUGCCGGUAAGGAUACAAAUGGUUCACAAUUUUUCAUAACAACUGUGGUUACAAGUUGGUUAGAUGGUAAACAUGUUGUAUUUGGUCAAGUCCUGGAAGGUUUAAAUUUAAUUUUGGAAAAAAUUCAAAAAGUUAAAACUGAUCAAAAUGAUAAACCUGAAAUUGAUGUUAAAAUUAUAAAAUCUUAUGGUGAAAGAAAUAAUUUAAUUACUGACGAUCAAAUUGAAUCUUAUAAAGAAAAAUCUGAUCCUGAAGUUUCCAAUAAUAAGUUUGGUGUGGUAUUUAUUGCUUUAAUCUUACUUGUUGUUAUUUAUGCUGGUGUUAAAUAUUAUCAAAAAGAACCAAGAUAUGCUUCAAUGAAAGAUUCUGAAGAUUAA
Molecule: messenger RNA, 774 nt
Organism: Hansenula ciferrii
Lineage: Eukaryota; Fungi; Ascomycota; Saccharomycetes; Phaffomycetales; Wickerhamomycetaceae
Product: Peptidyl-prolyl cis-trans isomerase D
Exons: 1
Coding region: 1-774 (257 amino acids)
Biological process (GO): protein folding; protein peptidyl-prolyl isomerization
Cellular component (GO): fungal-type vacuole; endoplasmic reticulum
Molecular function (GO): peptidyl-prolyl cis-trans isomerase activity
Source: RefSeq, a predicted model, not a curated record